Molecule: messenger RNA, 1835 nt
Organism: Ziziphus jujuba (common jujube)
Lineage: Eukaryota; Viridiplantae; Streptophyta; Magnoliopsida; Rosales; Rhamnaceae
Product: probable aspartyl protease At4g16563
Exons: 1
Coding region: 125-1525 (466 amino acids)
Biological process (GO): proteolysis
Cellular component (GO): extracellular region
Molecular function (GO): aspartic-type endopeptidase activity
Source: RefSeq, a predicted model, not a curated record
GCAACCAGACCAAAACUACCUACAAAAGGGGGUCACAUGUUGGCCUUCUCUUCUCAAUUCAUAAUCCAUACACCACCCCCACACUCCAAAGCUCAGAGAGAGAGAGAGAGAAACUCCAAAAUCCAUGGCUGCUUCAAUUUCUUGUCUCUGUUUCAUCUCUCUCUUCUCUCUUUUCCUCUCUGUAGCUUCAUCAUCAUCCACUUCACCACCCAAACCCACUUCCAUCUCAAUCCAAAUCUCUCCAUUCUCCAAACACCCAUCUUCAGAUCCAUUUCAAUCCCUCAAUUUCCUUGCCUCUUUAUCCAUAUCCAGAGCUCACCACCUCAAACAUCCCAAAUCUAACUCUUCCCUCACAAAAGUCCCUCUAUACCCUCGCGGCUAUGGAGGGUAUUCCAUCUUUCUCAAUUUUGGGACCCCCCCACAGAAAAUCUCCUUCGUCAUGGACACUGGUAGUAGCCUAGUCUGGCUCCCCUGUACUUCUCGCUAUUUGUGUUCCAAAUGUUCUUUCCCUAACAUAGUCCCAGCAAAAAUUCCAACUUUUAUUCCCAAAUUAUCUUCUUCUUCGAAGAUUGUGGGCUGCAAAAAUCCCAAAUGUGGAUGGGUUUUGGGUCCCGACGUCAAAUGCCAAGAUUGCGAUCCGAGCUCCAAGAACUGCUCUCAGCCUUGCCCUGCUUAUAUAAUCCAGUAUGGUUCGGGGACAACAGCUGGGCUAUUGAUCUCGGAAUCAUUGGAUUUUCCCGAGAAAACUGUGCCGGAUUUUCUUGUCGGCUGCUCCUUCCUUUCUUUCCGCCAACCGUCUGGGAUUGCAGGAUUCGGCCGCGGACCCCAAUCGUUGCCGUCGCAGAUGGGUCUGAGUAAAUUCUCUUACUGUUUAAUUUCUCACAAAUUCGAUGACACUCAGGAGAGCAGCAACCUCGUUCUGUACAGUGGCUCGGAUUCCGGGAACAGCAAAGCCACCGACCUCAGCUAUACUCCGUUUCAGAAGAACCCAGAAGUUUCCAAUCCAGCAUUCCAUGAGUACUAUUACGUGCUUCUCCGGAAGGUCAUCGUUGGCGGCACUCGGGUUAAGAUUCCGUACAAAUUUCUGGUGCCUGGAUCUGAAGGCAACGGUGGAACAAUAGUGGACUCCGGCUCAACUUUCACGUUCAUGGAGAAGCCUGUCUUUGAAGCCGUUUCGCAAGAGUUCGCGAAGCAGAUGGUCAAUUACACAAGAGCUACCGACAUUGAGAAUCGAACUGGGUUGCAACCCUGUUUCGAUAUUUCCAGAGAAAAAUCGGUGAAUUUCCCGGAAUUGGUUUUCCAGUUCAAAGGCGGUGCGAAAAUGGCAUUGCCAGUUGCCAAUUACUUUUCUUUGGUCACCGAUUCCGGCAUUAUCUGUUUAACAAUCGUGACCGAUGAAGUGGCCGGUCCAUCGUUUACCAGCGGACCGGCGAUAAUUCUGGGUAAUUAUCAGCAGCAGAAUUUUCACAUAGAGUAUGAUUUGGAAAAUGAGAGAUUCGGAUUUCGCAGACAGAGCUGUAAAUGAGUCAACAAACAAGUCUUUUUUUUAGCCUUUUUCUAUCAUAAAAAAUAAAAUCAUACCGCAAUGAAGUUGCGGGGAAACAAAAAAAAGUUAAUAAUAAUGAGUCCCGCAUCAUCAAUUGGCAAUCCGAGGGUGCAGAGAAGGUGAUGGAGACGACGUCGUUUUUUGCUUUUGAUAAGAAGAAUAGUGUAUAGCUUUUAGUUGUUGCUGUGGCAAUGUCAACUACUGUGAUUUCUUCAUUGUGACAGGGUAGUGAUGACAAAAUAUUGAUUGUGCUUUGAUUUUAUAUAUAUAUAUAUAUAUAUUUUGGUAA